CGGCUCACAGCAGCCAUGGCCGGAGUGUGGAGCGCGCCCUCUGCAGCGCUGCUGCAGCUGCUUCUGGUGUUGGCGGUGGUAGUGGCGCUCCUGUGCAGCUCAGCGUCAGCAGGCGAGGUGGUGCGCACCAGGCAGGGCGCGCUGAGGGGCACCAGCCGCGUGUCCAGCGAGGGCCGGCCCUUCCACGCCUUCUACCGCAUACCCUACGCCAAGCCGCCCGUGGGGCCACUGCGCUUCAGGAGUCCUCAGCCUCCUGAUACGUGGACACACAUUCGCGAUGCUACGACUCCUGGACCAGUGUGCACGCAGUACGCAUUGAUAGUACCGGGACCGCCUCUCUCUGGCGCUGAGGACUGUCUAUAUCUUAACGUCUUCACCCCACAGCUGAAACAUACAGAGCCGCUUCCAGUCAUGUUCUGGAUUCACGGAGGUGGCUGGGUUGAUGGUGGUGGAACUGCUUAUGGGCCAGACUUCCUAAUGAACCACGAUGUCGUUCUUGUCACGAUUAACUACCGUCUUGGUCCUUUGGGUUUCCUGAGUACAGAAGACGCUGCAUCCCCAGGAAAUUUUGGCCUCAAGGACCAGGUGGCGGCACUCAGGUGGGUCAGGGAGAACAUCGAGGCGUUCGGCGGCGACCCCGGCAGUGUGACCAUCUUUGGGGAGAGUGCAGGUGGCGCCAGCGUGCACUACCACAUGCUGUCCCCGCUCUCCAAAGGUCUUUUCCAUCGGGCGAUCUCGCAGAGCGGCGUUUCCGUGACGCCUUGGGGAGUACCACGGCCUGGAGGUCUGCAGAAGGCGCAGAAGGUGGCAGCCCUGGUGGGAUGCCCCACGGAGCCCAGCGCCGCCCUCGUCGACUGCCUGAGGAGUGUUGACGACUACAAGAUCGUCAACACGACACCCCAGUUUACCGAGUGGUUCUUCAGUCCGCUUAUACCUUUCCGACCAGCUGUGGAAGGUGAAGGAGAAGAUUCGUUUCUGCCCAAACAUCCACUUGAUCUGAAGCCUCACACAGCAGUUCCAUGGAUCACAGGUGCCACCCAUGACGAAGGAUACCUUUUUGCAGCGGCUUCCAUAGCAAAUAAACAGAUACUGGAAGAUUUAAAACAGGACGGAGAGAGGCUGCUUCCCCUGUCUUUAUCGUAUGACGGAGAGCCACAGGCAGAUUUAGUCACUAAGAAGAUUAAGGACUUCUAUUUCUCAAACGGUGAACUUUCUGCCAGCAAACUCAGUGAAUUGUACACUGACGGAUUAUUUAUCUGGAACGCGGAUGAGGCUGUCAGGAAGUACAAGGAUACGGCGCCUGUUUACUACUAUCUUCUUUCAUACAGGGGAAAAUACCGGAUGACAAAAGCCUUUGGAGGUGUAGAUCUGGACCUAGGUGUGUCCCAUGCGGACGAUUUAUUUUACUUAUUUUCGAACAACCCUUACUAUCCAACAUCUGGUGACAUGCCCGAGAAAGAUUAUGAAGUCGUUAAAGCCAUGACAAAGCUCUGGACAAACUUCGCUAAAACCGGAAAUCCAACACCGGACAGCGAUCCUGUGCACUGGCCCCGGGUAACUUCAGAUGAUGGGUUGGAGUACCUGGAUAUAGGAGAACAGCUGGAAGUGAAGGAAGGUCUCUUCCAGCAGCGGACAGAUUUCUGGAGGUCGCUGCCUCUCCGGGAGACGAAACGAUCGAGUGCUGUCAAGGAAGAACUCUAAAGUUGGUUCAAAUGGGCAUUAUGUAUUAAUGUUUAUUGAAGAAACUACGAAACAUUUCGGUUCACAUAACACUAAAUGCGAUAUUCAACGAUUGUUAAUCGAGUUCUACUUUCUAAAAAAUUAUUUGUAUUGAACGAAAACGUUUAUGGAAGAGUAUUCAAAGUAUUUGUAUUCUUUUUAAGUAUUAAGUUCCACUCUGAGUGCAAAAGGCACUAUUGUGUAUAUAGGUUUUUAGUUGUGGAAGAGUUUGUGAUUAUCUACCAAAAGGAAAUAAACGGUUUCGAAGCUGUCACUUUCUAA
This is a messenger RNA of Schistocerca serialis cubense, 2001 nucleotides long. RefSeq names its product juvenile hormone esterase-like. NCBI's taxonomy places the organism in Eukaryota, Metazoa, Arthropoda, Insecta, Orthoptera, Acrididae. Bases 16 to 1701 code for a protein of 561 amino acids. The transcript is spliced from 10 exons. The record is from RefSeq and is a predicted model, not a curated record.